Messenger RNA from Entamoeba dispar SAW760, 453 nucleotides. RefSeq lists its product as uncharacterized. Bases 1 to 453 code for a protein of 150 amino acids. The record is from RefSeq and is a predicted model, not a curated record. The transcript has a single exon. Lineage: Eukaryota; Evosea; Mastigamoebida; Endamoebidae.
AUGAAGUUUGGUAAUUGGAAAAGAUUCAAAGAAGGAUUAAAGAAAUUAGCAGCUGCAUUAGCAGUUGGUGCUAAAUUAGGUGGAAAUAUGAUAGAAAAAGCAAAACCAUUAAUAGAUACUGCUGUUGAUUUUAUUCCAGGUGGAAAUAUUAUUAAAAAAGGAACAGAAAUAAUGAAUAAAUUAGCAGAACCUACAAGUGAAGCAUUGAAUAGAAUAGCAUCAGGUGAAAAUGUUAUUAGUACAACUAAAAGAUAUUUAAAUGAAAUUAAAAAUGAAAUACCAAAUGAUAUUACUAAAACAGCAAGUAAUAUUAUCAAUCAAAUACCUGAAAGAAAAUCAAUAAAAAGAAAAAGAAAACCAUUAUUAUUUGCUAAUAGACUUAAUAAUGAAGAAGUGAAUGAUAAUAUAAUAGAUGAAAUAGAUGAAGAAGAUGAAGUAGAUGAUUAUCUAUAA